Messenger RNA from Cuscuta campestris, 4094 nucleotides. Lineage: Eukaryota; Viridiplantae; Streptophyta; Magnoliopsida; Solanales; Convolvulaceae. The record is from the annotation of a GenBank genome assembly.
AUUGGUUUUCAAAAGUACAAACUUUCUCCGUGGGAUCGACCCUUACUUGCCCUAGCUAUAGUUUUUAUUUGAUUAUAUUUUGGGGGUUAGUUAAGGAUAUUUUAUAAAUUUUUAAUUUGUUUUGGACCACACGACCAGUCCCCAACAAAUUUUGGCGCCGUUGCCGGGGAAAGUUUUGUAUGAAUUAAAUUUAGUAUGCCUUUGUGUCAUGUAUUAUUUGCUUGUAAGAAAGCAUGAGUUGAUGAAGUAGCCUCUUUUCUACUGUUUUGCAUGAUAAAAUUUUCAGAACUGAGGUUCUUUGUGCUUACCGAAACUGAAAUCAGCAUUGGUGUUGUUGUUUGCUGCUGGAAACUAGAUUUUCAUUGCUGUUUUUUUUUGAGAAUUUUAGGCCUAUUUUCAAGAAAAACUGCUUUUUGACAUGAUCUUUAGCAUUUUGCCUUGCUGAUUUUGUUUCCUUUGACCAUACAUGUUACAUUUGAAUGACGUAAGUGCAUAUUUGUUUCAUUUUUUUAUGUGCACAUGCAUAUAUAGAUUAUGUUAUGGAUUUGUGCAUGCUGAUUUUUCAAAAAUUCUGCACUAUUUUGGUUGAGUAACUGCUGUUUUUGUCCCUUAGAGUGCUCCAUAUGCUUGAAAUUUAAAAUAUCAUUGCUCUAUCUUGCUUGGGGACAAUACUUAGAAGCAUAUCAUGAGGUUUCUAUGCUGAUUUUGAUGCCUAUUGUGCUGAAUUUUUGAUAAAAACUGAUCCAAGUGCUGUUUUUAAAAAAAAAAUCUGCAUUCUUUUUUUUAUGUGCAUGCUGAUUUUUGUGUUCCAAGAUGCCUAUAUGCUGAAUUUUGAAGUUUCAUUGUUAAAAACUUGCAUGGGAACUUAUGUGGGAGCAUUUAGCAUGCGUUUUUAAGCUUGUCUUGAUCGAUAUAUGCUCCGUGUUGCUCUCAAAGUGAAAAAAAAAAUGCAGAAAUCUAUUUCAAGAAGACUUUGAAGCCUAUUUGUGCAACUUUAAAUCUGAUUUUCCAUUCUUAAUGGAGCAUAAAAAUGCUAUUCUUAGAGUUGAAUUCAAUUCUUGAUGCUUAUCUUGUUUUUACACUUUUUAAUGUUUUAAAGAAACAUAUUUACUUUACUACUUCAUGGCUUAAGUGAAUAUUUGUUGGCAAGUAGUAAACUGUGUCUAGCCAAAGACGUUAAAUUGGGCAGCUUAUGGGAGGCAACCCACCUUUUUAAGUUUUUUUAUCUUUCUAAAAAAAACUUUUUUUUACUUAUAACUUCUCGUUAUUGUUGUACUUUUCCUCUUAUAGUUAUUGAUUGCAUUUUUUUUCCUAUUUUUCUUUAACUUCUUGUUGUUGUACUUAACUUUUUUUUUUUUGUGGUUAUUAAUUUGAUUUUAUUUCUUUUAAGAACCAACUUUUCUUCCAUAUUGAUGUAAUAGUACUUGUUGUAAUUAUAGGAUUAGUUUUUUCCUUUUUCUCUUUCAUUUUAUUUUUGAAAAACACAAAAAAAGUGAAAAAAGUAUGUUGCUUGAUGUUUUUACUUCAUUUGUGCUUCUAACCAUCUACUUUGAGAGCUUUUUGCAAGAUUUGUUGAGUUUUAGGUGGAAGCAUAGGUGUUUGGAGUAAAAUCUGCACAAACAGGUGUGAAAUCUGAAAUCUGAUCCAAAUCAGUAGUUCCAACCAUAGUUAUUAAAGGCGCUCGCCUCUCUCGCCUAUGGCGCCUCAGGCGACCAGGCGAGCUCUCAGCGCCUCAAGGAAGCCAGGCGAGGCGAGAUCCCUAAGGCGCGCCUAAGGCGGUUGCUUCAGUUUCCUUAUCCUUUUUGUGUUCAAAGUUUGGUUUCUGAUAUUACAGUUUGCACAAUGAGAAUCUGCACUAUAAGUCAUGAUUCCGCUUGCACAAGUGAAUAACCUUUCCUUUCAAAUCUGAUUCAUGAGCUUAAAUGGUAAUUAUCUGCGUGGUAAUGUGCAAAAUUCUGAUCCAAAACAACAGAUUCAAGCACAUACUGGUUGCUUUGUUAUGAGUUUUCAGUUCCUUAAGGCUUGAGUACUAUUAUAUGGACAUAUUUAUGCUGAAGGCUGAGACAUGUGCAUUGUUUACAGCUGAUUUUUGGAUACUAAUGAAAAGUUCUGCAUUUUGAUAGUUAUUUUUGGACUUGUAAGCUGAUUUUUUGAGUGCAAAAUGCAAAUUUUACACUUUUUACAGCUUAUAGGUGCUGAAAUAGGAAAAAAAUCUGCAAUCUUUUCUUGAUGUUCAAUCUGAUUUUUGAGUUCACCAGAUGCAUAUGUGCUGAAUUAUGAUGUUAUUAGAUGUAUAUGAGCUGCUAUGCAUGUGCUUGAUAUGACUUUACCUUCUCAUAUGCAGCAUUUUGUUUUGAAAAGUGCAAAAAGGGAUAAGAAUUGGUUUCCAGAACCAAAUUUGAAGCUUGAAAUUUGCAUUUCUUUAAAUCUGAUUUUUAUCUCUUCAAAGCUAAAAGACUUGGUCUUAGUCAUGUUUUUGCAGAUUUUAGGUCCAUCGAGCACUUUAAGGAGGGAAAAGUGAUGAACUGAUGCUGCGUAUACUUUGUUUUUUUUGCAUUUUCCAAUCUCCUUCUCUCUUCGCUAAGCUUGUUUUAUAUUUCCAUUUGCAUACCAUAUAUGCAUAUAGAUGCAUCAAGGACAAUGCACAAUUUAAGUGUGGGGGGAGAUUAUCAUAUUUAUUCCGUUGUUUGGGGAGUAUAUUUUUGGGCAAUUUUUUUUUCUCUCAAAGUUUUGGGUCCAAUUUUGUCAUUCUUUGUUGAAUAUCUCCUUAUAUAGAGCAUUGUUUUUAAAAUUGACCCAAAAGCUUCACUCACUUUGUUUUCAAAAAAGUUUUGGAGAUAAAGUUUUAAGUUUGAAUGUAUACAGUGCAUUUUGUUUUUCUUGAUGAUGAUUGCAAUUGAAAUGGUUUCCUUUUGGCCCUUAAACGAGGACGUUCAAGUCUUAAAUGUGGGGGUAUAUGUGAGAUUAUCAUAUUUAUUCCGUUGUUUGGGGAGUAUAUUUUUGGGCAAUUUUUUUUUCUCUCAAAGUUUUGGGUCCAAUUUUGUCAUUCUUUGUUGAAUAUCUCCCAUCUCCUUAUUUAGAGCAUUGUUUUUAAAAUUGACCCAAAAGCUUCACUCACUUUGUUUUCAAAAAAGUUUUGGGCAAAAAGUUUUAAGUGUGAGUGUAUACAGUGCAUUUUGUUUUUCUUGAUGAUGAUUGCAAUUGAAAUGGUUUCCUUUUGGCCCUUAAACGAGGACGUUCAAGUCUUAAGUGUGGGGGUAUUUGAUAACUCGGGUUUGUUUUGUACUUUUUAUUCAAUUUUAGGCAUUUUGAAUAUUUUUAGUGUUUAAUUUUUAGUUGUUUUGCGUAGUUUUACUUUAAUUCUCAUUUUUACAAUUUUUUAUUUUUCUAUCAUAAAUAGUAGCUUUUUAAUCUUUUUUUUUAACAUUUUAUUAUUGUCUUCAUUUUAUUUUAUUUUUCCUAACUCAAAUUAUCAGAUAUCUUAUUUGUGGAGAAAGUGCAGCAAAAGGCCAAAAUGCAGUUCAAGUUUGGAAAGAGAAAGAUUUUGGGUUGGAGCCCAAACCCAUCAUCAAAUAAAGAUGUCCACCAGGCUUGUCCUUUUCAUAUUUACGCACAAAGGAAAAAAAAGAGAAUAGAACCGGCGACUUCUUCUUCACCACAGCGGCCAUCUCACGCUCCAACGUCUCUCCCUGAAAUUCGCUCCUCAUUUACACUCCAACGGGAAAAAUCUUUCGGCUAUAAAUUGCGCCAUCGCUCAACAAGGAAAUGGGGGGAUCACUGAGAAUAAAGCAGCGGCUCUAGCCGCUGCUAUCUACGCAGCUCCGAUGGCGAUGGGCGGUGGAGGAGGCGACAACCAGCGGCGGCGACGGUAGCGGCUGCAGCUCCGGUCGGCGAUGGGCGGCGAACUCCAACUCCGGUCAUGGCUCCAAUUUCUUCAAUUACUUCAUCUUCUUCAACAAUUGGUAACCCUUAUUUGUCAAAUUUUAUUUUUUUCCUCCAAUUCUAUGUAAAACUGUUGUUUUUAAUUUAAUUUUACAUUUUUUUUGUUUGUUAGGUUUGUUCCAAAAAUUUUAUAACAAAAUGGUUUGUGUUCU